Capronia epimyces CBS 606.96 is the source of this 984-nucleotide messenger RNA. RefSeq lists its product as uncharacterized. Lineage: Eukaryota; Fungi; Ascomycota; Eurotiomycetes; Chaetothyriales; Herpotrichiellaceae. The coding region runs from base 1 to 984 and encodes 327 amino acids. The transcript has a single exon. The record is from RefSeq and is a predicted model, not a curated record.
AUGCCGACCAGAAAAUCCAAGUCGAGCGCCUCCAAAGGCAAGGCUACUACUGCCUCCGCCGUCCCUUCGUAUACCAUCGUAUCCAAUCCUCGAGGGUUACCACGUCUCGAGGAUGGCCCUCCCUUGGCUGGAGAGGAGUUCAUGGCCAAGAAUGCUCGUGCAAAAGCCCUCAUCAUGUCGACCCUGGUCCCCGGCAGCGAACCGUGGAAGAUUGCCGAACCACUCGAACUGGCUUCGGAUGUAUGGAAAGCGUUGGAAGAAAAGUAUGCGCCGAGAGACGCGAGCGGGAAAAAGAUCAGUCAAACACAGACCAAAAGCGAGAGCAAUUUUAUAGACGACUGGGUGGAGGGGAGGCCACUGGACAAGUACCUUGACUAUUACAAGUCGGACAUUCUGGUCAAAGCAAAAUCCAACUUUGGAAAAUCCAACGUCAAAGUCAAGUCCCUUACGCCCAAGCCGACCGAUAAAUCAUCCAUGCAGGAUCACGUCCUCGAAGACGUGAGAUCGGUGCUCUUCCCAACGGAGACGGCGGAGCAGCAUCCCAAGCCUCCAGCUCCGACAGGACCUUCGGCAUCCGUAGCAUCGGCCGAUGCAGCAGCUGCGCCGCCACUUCGCUCGCGAUGGGUCGCCCGCCCAGUUCCCCAUGAAGAGUACUUCAGCGAAGAGCAAGGUUCUAUAUUUGCUUCACACGACCUAGGGCGGAAGAAACAAGUGCAGAACGCCAUUACGAAAGUCAUGAUGCAGAAGCUACCGAAUCGCGACCUCCGCUUACUCUGGGCAGUUCUGUAUGGUGGUGAGGACGCCAUCUGGCCAGGGUCACUGUCAACGGUCAUUCUAGGUGUGACGCAUGAUGUGGCGCCGAAAGUCGUUCCGGGUGGAGCAGGCACUGAUAAAGAAUCCCGAUCUAACAAGAAUGAUGCCCAGGAUACUCCUGACGAGGAUGCUCCUGACAAGAAUGCUCAACCAAUAUCUACAGAGCCAUGA